This is a messenger RNA of Artibeus jamaicensis (Jamaican fruit-eating bat), 7474 nucleotides long. It is a transcript of the gene AGRN, whose product is annotated as agrin. Gene Ontology annotation, biological process: receptor clustering; G protein-coupled acetylcholine receptor signaling pathway. The record is from RefSeq and is a predicted model, not a curated record. Gene Ontology annotation, molecular function: laminin binding; calcium ion binding. Bases 181 to 6318 code for a protein of 2045 amino acids. NCBI's taxonomy places the organism in Eukaryota, Metazoa, Chordata, Mammalia, Chiroptera, Phyllostomidae. The transcript is spliced from 37 exons.
CGGAGGCGGUGCAGGCGGUUGGGGGGGCGGUGCUGCCGGGGUGCCGCCCUCGCCCCGCCUCCGUGCCGCCCGCGCUCCCACCCUCCGCCUGGGAGCUGCGUCCCGUCCUGUCCAGUCCGAUCCGCGGCGCGGCCCGGCCCGUGCGCUUGCUCCAGCCGCCUUCCGCCGUCCGUCCCCGCCAUGGCCAGCCUGUGGCUGUCCCGCCCGGCCCCGCUGCGGCCGCUGCUACUGCUCCUGGUGGUGACCGCGCGCGCCCUGCACGGCGCCGACGGGACGUGCCCGGAGCGCGCGCUGGAGCGGCGGGAGGAGGAGGCGAACGUGGUGCUCACGGGCACAGUGGAGGAGAUCCUCAACGUGGACCCUGUGCAGCACACGUACUCGUGCAAGGUUCGGGUCUGGCGGUAUUUGAAGGGCAAAGAUGUGGUGACUCAGGAGAGCCUACUGGAUGGUGGCAACAAGGUGGUGAUUGGUGGCUUUGGAGACCCCCUCAUCUGUGACAACCAGGUGUCCACUGGGGACACAAGGAUCUUCUUUGUGAACCCUGCACCCCCGUACCUGUGGCCAGCCCACAAGAAUGAGCUGAUGCUCAACUCCAGCCUCAUGCGCAUCACCCUGCGGAACCUGGAGGAGGUGGAGCACUGUGUAGAAGACAAACCCGGGACCCACUUCACACCAGUGCCCCCAACACCUCCGGACGCCUGCCGGGGGAUGCUGUGUGGCUUUGGCGCCGUGUGUGAGCCCAGUGUGGAGGAUCCCGGCCGAGCCUCCUGCGUGUGCAAGAAGCGGCCCUGUCCCGGGGUGGUGGCGCCGGUGUGCGGCUCUGACGCCUCCACCUAUAGCAACGAGUGUGAGCUGCAGCGGGCGCAGUGCAGCCAGCAGCGGCGCAUCCGCCUGCUCUCCCACGGGCCCUGCGGGCCCCGCGACCCCUGCUCCAACGUGACCUGCAGCUUCGGCAGCACCUGCGCGCCCUCCGCCGAUGGACAGAGAGCCACGUGCCUGUGCCCUGCCUCCUGCCGGGGGACUCCUGGGGGCCCCGUGUGCGGCAGUGACGGUGCUGACUAUCCCAGCGAGUGCCAGCUCCUGCGCCAGGCCUGCGCCCGCCAGGAAAACAUCUUCAAGAAGUUCGACGGCCCUUGUGACCCCUGCCAGGGUGCCCUCAGCGACCCGAGCCGCAUCUGCCGCGUGAACCCUCGAACCCGGCGUCCCGAGAUGCUGCUCCGGCCAGAGAGCUGCCCGCCCCGGCAGGCGCCUGUGUGUGGGGACGACGGAGUCACCUAUGACAGCGAGUGCGUCAUGGGCCGCACAGGGGCCGCGCGCGGCAUCCUCCUCCAAAAAGUGCGCUCCGGACAGUGCCUGCCUCGAGACCAGUGUCCAGACACCUGCAGGUUCAAUGCCAUGUGUUUGGUCCGCCGAGGCCGGCCCCGCUGCUCCUGUGACCGCAUCGUCUGCGAUGGGGCCUACAGACCCGUGUGCGCCCACGACGGGCACACCUAUGACAAUGACUGCCGGCGCCAGCAGGCGGAGUGCCGGCAGCAGCGCACUGUCCCCCCCAAGCACCAGGGCCCUUGUGACCCGCCCCGGUCCCCGUGCCUUGGGGUGCAGUGCCUGUUUGGGGCGGUGUGUGUCGUCAAGAACGGGGGAGCCGAGUGCGUGUGCCAGCAGGCCUGUCCAGGCGUCUACGCUCCCGUGUGCGGCACCGACGGCGUCACGUAUGGCAGCGCCUGCGAGCUGGAGGCCACGGCCUGCACCCUCGGGAGGGAGAUCCGGGUGGCUCGCAGAGGACCCUGUGACCGCUGCGGGCAGUGCCGCUUUGGAGCCCUGUGUGAGGCGGAGACUGGGCGCUGCGUGUGCCCCUCCGGGUGCGUGGCCCUAGCCGAGCCCGUGUGUGGCUCAGACGGGCACACGUACGCCAGCGAGUGUGAGCUGCAUGUCCACGCCUGCACACACCAGAUUAGCCUGCAUGUGGCCUCGCCUGGACCGUGCCAGACCUGUGGAGACACGGUGUGUGCCUUCGGGGCAGUGUGCUUGGCGGGGCAGUGUGUGUGUCCCCGGUGUGAGCGUCCCCCACCCAGCCCCGUGUGUGGCAGCGACGGCGUCACCUACCGCAGCGCCUGUGAACUCCGUGAGGCCGCCUGCCAGCAGCAGACACAGAUCGAGGAGGCCCGGGUGGGGCCCUGUGAGCAGGCCGAGUGUGGCUCCGGAGGCUCCGGCUCCGGGGAGGACGGCGAGUGUGAGCAGGAGCUGUGCCGGCAGCGCGGUGGCGUCUGGGACGAGGACUCGGAGGAUGGGCCGUGCGUCUGCGGCUUCCGCUGCCAGGGUGUCCCAAGGAGCCCGGUCUGUGGCUCCGAUGGUGUCACCUAUGGCACGGAGUGCGAGCUGAAGAAGGCCCGCUGUGAGUCCCAGCGAGAGCUGCACGUGGUGGCUCCAGGAGCCUGCCAAGGCCCCACUAUGGCCCCGAGGCCACCGGCAGUCCCCCUGCACUGCACCCAGACCCCCUUCGGCUGCUGCCAGGAUAACGUCACUGCUGCCCGGGGUGUGGGCCUGGCUGGCUGCCCCGGCAUGUGCCAGUGCAACCCGCAUGGCUCCUACAGUGGCACCUGUGACCCAGGCACGGGCCAGUGCUCCUGCCGCCCGGGUGUAGGUGGCCUCAAGUGUGACCGCUGUGAGCCUGGCUACUGGAACUUCCGUGGCAUCGUCACUGAUGGCCGGAGUGGCUGCACCCCUUGCAGCUGUGACCCCCGGGGUGCUGUGCGGGACGACUGUGAGCAGAUGACCGGGCUGUGCUCCUGUAAGCCAGGGGUGGCUGGGCCCAAGUGCGGGCAGUGUCCAGGCGGCCGCGCCCUGGGCCCCUCUGGCUGUGAGACAGACUCCUCGGCCCCCAAGACUUGUGCUGAGAUGCACUGUGAGUUCGGGGCGUCCUGUGUGGAGGAGGCUGGCUCCGCCUACUGCAUGUGUCCAACACCCAUCUGUCUGGGGGCGAAUGCUACCAAGGUCUGUGGGUCGGAUGGAGUCACCUAUGGCAACGAGUGUCAGCUGAGGACCAUUGCCUGCCGCCAGGGCCUGGACAUCUCCAUCCAGAGCCUCGGCCCCUGCCAGGACUCUCCUCUCCUUGCAGAGGCCGUUGCUCCUGGCGCCCACCCAGCACCCACAUCUGCGGCCACCUCAGGGCACCGUCUGAGUGAGGCGCUCCCGCCCAGCACCCGUGCUCCAGCCCCCAGCAUCGCCCCGCAUAGCCAGCCCAUCCUUCGACCCUCGCCACAACCUCAGACCACCGCCAGCAUCCCUCAGACCACCUGGAGGCCUACACUGACCAUGCCCCCCACAGCACCCUCCGUGGCAGCUGGGCUUGCCACGUCCGCCUUCAGUGAAUCGGGCAGCGCUGACGGGAGUGGUGACGAGGAGCUGAGUGGGGACCUGGAGGCCAGUGGGGCCGGCUCAGGGGGACUUGAGCCCCCUGGGGGCGGCAGCGCUGUGACCCCGGGGCCACCCAUCGAGAAGGCUUCGUGCUAUAACUCACCUUUGGGCUGCUGCUCAGAUGGCAAGACACCCUCACUGGAUGCAGAGGGCUCCAACUGUCCUGCCACCAAGGUGUUCCAGGGUGUGUUGGAGCUUGAGGGGGUCGACGGGCAGGAGCUGUUCUACACCCCAGAGAUGGCCGACCCCAAGUCGGAGCUGUUUGGGGAGACGGCCAGGAGCAUCGAGAGCGCACUGGAUGACCUCUUCCGGAACUCGGACGUUAAGAAGGACUUCUGGAGUGUCCACCUGAGAGACUUGGGGCCUGGCAACGCUGUCCGGGCCAUUGUGGACGUGCACUUUGACCCCACCACGAGCUUCAGGGCCCCUGAUGUGGCCCGGGCCCUGCUCCGGCAGAUCCAGGCAUCGAGGCGCCGGUCCCUUGGGGUGCGCCGGCCCCUGCAGGAGCACGCACGCUUCAUGGACUUCGACUGGUUUCCUGCACUCUUCACCGGGGCCACCCCUGCUGCAGCCACGGCCAGGGCCACCACCUCCGCGUUUCCCGCGGUGACCCCUCGGGCCCUCUACCCCAGUCACACGAGCCGGCCCAUCAGCAGGACCACGGCGUCCCCCACCACACGACGGCCGCCCACCACAGCCCCCCAUCGCACGCAGCGGCCCCCGAGGCCCUGCGACUCCCAGCCCUGCCUCCAUGGGGGAACCUGCCAGGACCGGGACUUGGGCGGAACCUUCACCUGCAGCUGCCCAGCCGGCAGGGGGGGCACCAUCUGUGAGGAGGCACUGCGCCCCUCGGUGCCAUCCUUUGGGGGCCACUCCUUCCUGGCCUUCCCGACCCUCCGAGCCUACCACACGCUGCGCCUGGAGUUGGAGUUCCGCGCGCUGGAGCCGCAGGGGCUGCUGCUCUACAACGGAGGGGCCCGCGGCAAGGACUUCCUGGCGCUGGCCCUGGUGGGGGGCCGAGUGCAGCUCAGAUUUGACACAGGUUCCGGACCCUUGGUGCUGACCAGCACAGUGCCUGUGGAGCCUGGCCGGUGGCACCGCCUGGAGCUGUCCCGGCACUGGCGCCAGGGGAAUCUCUCAGUGGACGGCGAGCCCCCUGUCCUGGGCCAGAGCCCCAGUGGCACCGAUGGCCUCAACCUGGACACAGAGCUCUUUGUGGGUGGUGUCCCAGAGGACCAGGCCUCUGUGGUGCUCGAGCGGACAUCUGUGGGUGUCGGCCUCAAGGGCUGCAUCCGCCUGCUGGACGUCAACAACCAGCGCGUGGAGCUCAGCAACUGGCCAGGGGCUGCUACCAGAAGCUCCCGUGUGGGCGAGUGUGGGGCCCACCCCUGCCUGCCCAGCCCCUGCCUCGGGGGUGCCCCGUGCCGGGCCCUGGAGGCCGGCGUGUUUCACUGUCAGUGCCCUCCGGGCCGCUUCGGCCCGACCUGUGCGGAAGAGAAGAACCCCUGUGAGCCGAACCCCUGCCAAGGGGCCGCCCCCUGCCGUGUGCUGCCGGUGGGAGAGGCCGAGUGCCAGUGCCCCCUGGGCCGGGGGGGCACUCUCUGCCAAACAGUCUCGGCACGGAACGAUCCCCGGCCCUUCCUCGCUGACUUCAGUGGCUUCUCCUACCUGGAGCUGAAAGGCCUGCACACUCUUGACCGGGACCUGGGGGAGAAGAUGGCACUGGAGGUGGUGUUCCUGGCCAGGGGCGCCAGCGGUCUGCUCCUGUACAACGGGCAGAAGACGGACGGCACAGGGGACUUCGUGUCGCUGGCGCUGCGAGACGGCCACCUGGAGUUCCGUUACGACCUGGGCAAGGGGGCAGCAGUCAUCAGGAGCAAGGAGCUGGUGCCCCUGGGCACCUGGACCAGGGUGUCCCUGGAGCGAAACGGCCGCAAGGGUGCCAUGCGUGUGAGCGACAGGCCCCGUGUGCAGGGCGAGUCCCCGGUGUCCCACACCGUCCUCAACCUGAAGGAACCGCUCUACCUGGGCGGGGCUCCUGACUUCAGCAAGCUGGCCCGGGCUGCCGCAGUGUCCUCUGGCUUCGAUGGCGUCAUCCAGCUGGUCUCUCUGAAAGGCCACCAGCUGCUGACCCAGGAGCAUGUGGUACGGGCAGUGGACGUCUCCUCCUUUGCCGACCACCCAUGUACCCAGGCCUCGGGACAUCCCUGCCUCAACGGGGCCUCCUGUCUGCCCCGGGAGGCCUCCUACGAGUGCCUGUGCCCUGGGGGCUUCUCAGGGCCCCACUGCGAGAUGGGGCUGAUGGAGAAGUCGGCGGGGGACCUCGACGCACUCGCCUUUGAUGGACGGACCUACGUUGAGUACCUCAACGCUGUGACAGAGAGCCCCGAAGCGCCGGGUUCCGGGGCCCUUCAGAGCGGGAAGGCGCUGCAGAGCGACCACUUUGAGCUGAGCCUGCGCACGGAGGCCACGCAGGGGCUGGUGCUGUGGAGCGGCAAGGCCACGGAGCGGGCCGACUACAUCGCGCUGGCCAUCGUGGACGGGCGCCUGCAGCUGGCCUACGACCUGGGCUCCCAGCCCGUGGUGCUGCGCUCCACCGUGCCGGUCAACACCAACCGCUGGCUGCGGGUCCGAGCGCACAGGGAGCAAAGGGAAGGCUCGCUUCAGGUGGGCAACGAGGCCCCUGUGACCGGCUCCUCCCCUCUGGGCUCCACGCAGCUGGACACAGAUGGAGCCCUGUGGCUGGGGGGCUUGCCGAGACUCCCCGUGGGCCCCGCCCUGCCCAAGGCCUACAGCGCCGGAUUCGUGGGCUGCCUGCGGGACGUGGUGGUCGGGCGGCGAGCCCUGCACCUGCUGGAGGACGCCAUCACCAGGCCGGAGCUGCGGCCCUGUCCUGCCGCGUGAGCCGCCACAGCCUCCGCCACCUGCUGCAGUCCUUUUAUAUUUUUGUACACUUGUUGCUUUUUUGAUAUGAUUUUCUUGCCUACAUUUGGCUGGAAGGACUCCGGGCCUGGCAUCCCUCCUGUCCAGGCAGGCGAGCUGCAGAGACACACGGUCAGGGCCAGUGGGGCAGCUCGGAGUGCCUGGCUCUGCCUCAGGGGGCGCCCGCCACCUCCACCCAGCCCCGCCUGCCGUGCUCCCUGCCCGUGGGCAGACGGACACACCGCCCUCUGCUGGCGGGGCUGCACCUGGCAAAGCACCAGAGGGGAAGCUGCUGCAGGGGUUGGAGAGGACCCUCCCAGGCCUACAUUGAGCUGGUCCUUCUCCUGCUGUGAGUGGGCCAGGCUCCCCAGGACUAGCCUCCCGCCUGGCCAGCCCCUCCUGGGCCUCCUGUGCCAAUACUGUGACUUAGAAAUGACGUUCCCAUUGGGGCCACAUGGCGCCACAUCCCCCCUCCCCAACAGUGUCUACCAGUCCCAGGGUGCUGAAGAGCAGAGGCCAGACCCAGGCCUGUUCCAGGGCCCUAACCCUCAGCUGGCCCUGCCCACCCACCCAGCCAGCUUGGACAUGGCUGUGUCCCCUCCCCGACACCUCAGGCCACAGGAGGGACAAGGAGGCAGUGGGCAACUGUGGUGUGGACGAUGCGCGUCACCUGCUUGCCUGGGCAGCCAGUGUCCCCCCCUACAGGACAGAUGUCCAGGCGACCACCAGCCACAGUUCCUAAUGCUGUUGCUGUUUGGCAUCUGGGGUGACGGGCCGUCACCUGGGGCCAAGCGGAGCUGAGGACGCUGCGUGGCAAACCCUCCCUCUGGCUCUGGGGUGAGGGGCAACUGUCCUCAUCUGAGGACAACCAGAAGUCAGUAGGUGUCUGACCGAGGCCAGGAGGCAGGUGCAGGGACGGCAGUGAGGCCAGAAACGCCUUAAACUGCAACACCGCGUCCUGACCCGCCCCGCCCCCUCUGAGCACAGCCUGCACCCCCGCACUGGUGGGCUGCUGGUCCCUGCUCCCAUACCUGGGCCUGGGCUGUUUGGCCCAAGGGCUGAAGGGGCCCGAACAUCCCAUUACUAACUCCAGUCCGUGUCUGUGUCAAUCACCGUGAAAUAAAGUCUGAACAUGUCA